AUGGAUCCAUUUUGGAUACUUCUCUACAUGGCUAGUCUUACAGUUCUUCUUUUAUGGCUAUUUUAUCAGAAAGUUGAUCGCUAUCCAAAAGGACCACGUCCUUAUCCAUUCGUCGGAAAUCUUCUUUCGCUGAAUUUUCGCAAAUUGCACGAAAACUUCAAAAGAUAUUCCGAGGAAUUCGGUGGUAUAUUCACUAUUUGGCUGCCAAAACCCUAUGCUGUUAUUACUGACUAUAAACUUCUUAAGGACGCCUUCAUCAAAGAUGGUAAGAUUUUUAGAAAUUGC
Molecule: messenger RNA, 285 nt
Organism: Cooperia oncophora
Lineage: Eukaryota; Metazoa; Nematoda; Chromadorea; Rhabditida; Trichostrongylidae
Source: the annotation of a GenBank genome assembly